ACGAAUAAGUUAAUUUUGCAUUAGUCUUGUAUACAUCGAGAUUGAUUAGAGUACGUUAGAUAAUAAUAAUAAAUAAUAUAAUAUUGCAGCAACAAUUUUAAUAUUACAAAGCAUAUAUUUUUUCGUUAUUAUGAUAUUACGGUUGUUGAGCAGUACCUUCCAGCAGCGCGCCAGCUCAUCCCCAGGAAACGUACUUACGCGUAUUCAAUCACAGUUUUCAAAAGUUCAACUCAAGGCCAAUCUGAACACAUUUGGCCGGCUCAAGACAGCCAAUUCUGAGACAACACGCAUCUACGACAUCAACACGAAAGUGGUCAAAGAUGUGAUACUAUUCAAGUAUGAAAAUCCACGCUUCUACCGAGUUUUGAACGUAUUUGCCAUAAGUCAGUUCUUUUUUUGGGUAUAUGUGUCCCACUUCUCCUACACUACCCUGCGAGAUGCACCAGUUCCGGAGGAUAAUAGGGACGAACUUCCUUGGUACAAACGCAUCAAUUUAGGAGAAAAUAAAUACCGGAAUGGGAUAACAAUUCUGUCGUUUUUUAUUGGAUACGGAAUUCUGUUCACUUCGUGGAUGUUUACAUUACGAUCCGUAAGGUUCUUAAUCCUCCGAAAGGGUGGAGAUCUCGUCAGUGUGGUCACAUACACUCCGUUCGGUAAGAAUCGAAUAAUGGAAGUUCCCUUGAAAUGCAUUUCGGCUCAAGAAUCCAGAGAGGCUGCCCGAGUAACAAUACCUUUGAAAAUUAAGAACCGGUCCUUUUUCUUCGUUGUGGACAAAAAAGGAGAAUUUAAAAAUGGGCGAUUGUAUGACUAUACUGUUGGAAUGAGACGAAACUUGAAGUAGCAUUUGAUGAGUCCAAUAUAGAUUCAUCAUCAUGGAAUAAUGUUAGCUGGUUUAUAUAGGAAAGAAAAUCGGAUAAACUAAUGUAAAACCCAA
Armigeres subalbatus is the source of this 934-nucleotide messenger RNA. RefSeq names its product transmembrane protein 223-like. Gene Ontology annotation, biological process: nervous system development. Gene Ontology annotation, cellular component: mitochondrion. The transcript has 2 exons. The coding region runs from base 131 to 841 and encodes 236 amino acids. The record is from RefSeq and is a predicted model, not a curated record. Lineage: Eukaryota; Metazoa; Arthropoda; Insecta; Diptera; Culicidae.